This is a messenger RNA of Oryzias melastigma (Indian medaka), 2406 nucleotides long. RefSeq names its product glycerol kinase. The transcript is spliced from 19 exons. Bases 119 to 1681 code for a protein of 520 amino acids. Gene Ontology annotation, cellular component: mitochondrion. Gene Ontology annotation, biological process: triglyceride metabolic process; glycerol metabolic process; glycerol-3-phosphate biosynthetic process. NCBI's taxonomy places the organism in Eukaryota, Metazoa, Chordata, Actinopteri, Beloniformes, Adrianichthyidae. Gene Ontology annotation, molecular function: glycerol kinase activity. The record is from RefSeq and is a predicted model, not a curated record.
UGGUCCAGAGUCCAGCCAGAGUCCAGCUCUGCUGAACGGGAGUGGGAGCAGGUGCUCGGAGAACAGCCGAACUCUCUGGUGGUUCCGUUACUUCUGGAGUUGACAGCGGCGCGCGCGCAUGGAGGCGUUGGUGGCUGCAGUGGACCAGGGCACGAGCUCCACGCGGGUUCUGGUGUUCAAUGCGAAAACGGCUGAAGUGAUCAGUCAGCAUCAAGUCGAGAUCAAGCAAAGCUUUCCGAAGGAAGGAUGGGUGGAGGAGGACCCCAAGGAGAUCAUGCAGUCUGUCCAUGAAUGCAUUGAGAAGACCUGUGAAAAGCUGAGCCAGCUUAAGGUUGAUAUCUCCAGCGUUAAAGCGGUGGGCGUGACCAACCAGAGAGAGACGACCCUGGUGUGGAACAAAGAAACUGGAGAGCCGCUCUACAACGCUAUCGUGUGGCUCGACCUGCGCACACAGUCAACAGUGGAGAGGCUGAUUCAAAAAGCUCCAGGCCAGAACAAGAACCACUUGAAGCACUUGACUGGACUGCCCAUCAGUACCUACUUCAGUGCAGUGAAGCUGCGCUGGCUGCUGGACAAUGUAGACGAAGUGCGCGAGGCGGUGCGCAGUGGGAGAGCCGUGUUUGGGACUGUGGACUCCUGGAUCAUCUGGAAUCUAACUGGUGGCCGGAGCGGAGGAGUUCACGCUACAGAUGUGUCUAACGCCAGUCGCACCAUGCUCUUCAACAUUCACUCCAUGGAGUGGGAUCCGGAGCUGUGCAGGUACUUUGACAUUCCAGUGGAAAUCCUUCCAGAAGUCAGAAGCUCCUCUGAAGUUUACGGCUGGAUGAAAUCGGGCAUGCUAGCAGGAGUUCCAAUCUCAGGGUGUUUAGGGGAUCAAUCAGCCGCCCUGGUUGGUCAGAUGUGCUUUGAGGAAGGACAAGCCAAAAACACGUAUGGUACUGGCUGCUUCCUUCUUAGAAAUACAGGAUGCAAACCUGUCAUGUCGGACCAUGGCCUGCUCACCACUGUUGCCUACAAACUGGGGAGGCACACGCCGUGCUGCUAUGCUCUGGAGGGUUCCGUUGCCAUUGCUGGAGCUGUGGUUCAGUGGCUGAAGAACAACAUGGGCAUGGUGCAGACAUCGUCAGAGAUCGAGAAGCUCGCAGCUGAAGUGGGAACCUCCCAUGGUUGUUACUUUGUACCGGCCUUCUCCGGCCUGUAUGCCCCCUACUGGGAGCCCAGUGCCCGAGGCAUCAUCUGUGGACUCACACAGUUCACCAACAAGAAUCACUUGGCUUUCGCUGCGCUGGAGGCGGUUUGCUUCCAGACAAGAGAGAUACUUGAUGCAAUGAACCAGGACAGCGGCGUUCCUCUGACACAGCUGAGGGUGGAUGGAGGCAUGACCACCAACCGGUUACUGAUGCAGCUGCAGGCGGACAUCCUCUGCAUACCUGUUGUGCGACCCACCAUGUCAGAGACCACAGCCCUGGGUGCAGCCGUGGCAGCAGGAGCGGCUGAGGGGGUGGAUGUCUGGAGCCUCCGCCCUGGUCAUCUUCCUCAGCUGAAAUCUGAAACGUUUCAGCCUCAGAUCAACGUUGAAGAGAGCGAGUUCCGCUUUUCUCGUUGGAAAAAAGCUGUGCAGAAAGCCAUGAACUGGGAGACCAUGGAGACCAGCCGCAGCAGUGAAGACCAACUGGAGUGAUUCUAUGGGAGGGGGUCUGACCAACUGGAGCAAGAGCGACAGAAGAAACAAACUGUAAAUGAAGAUGUUCAUGUGGAGCUCUUCAAGCAAUCAACUCUGGAAAAUGUUCCUUUUUCUUCAGAAAGAUGAUCUAUAUCCUAAUAUAUUUACAGACACCUGGUGACACUGUACUCAUUCUUGAUGUAUUUGUUUGUGUUAAAUGUCAGAUGCUGUAUUUCAUGUAGUGUGAAGCUGUAAACUCGUAUAUCUGCGACUGCACUUGAACUUGUUCCAUUCCAGCCGUCAGAACCUCCAAUCACCGGCUCAGGACCAUUUGGAGGAAGUUUAGUUUUUAAGAAGCAAAAUGUUCUCAAAUCAUGACGGGAGAUUAUUGCAUGGACACUUGAAGUUUGUUUUAUGUUGCAGCUCAAACACAGUUCAGCUUUUAUCAGUGAAAUGGUUUCCAUGUUUGUGUGUGCUGGAUUCAUGUUGAUUAUCAGAUAGCUGCUGUACUUUUUGGCUCUAAAAAGAAAGAUUGAAUCAGGGAUUUGGAGCUUGGAAGGUGGAAGUAGAAACCUGACUUCAGUCAGAAGGGUUAAAGAUGGAACCACUGUUCAUUUUACUGCAUCUAACAGAGCCUGACAUUAGUUAGUGAGGCAUCUUUCAAAUGCUAAAGAGACAAAAACAUUCAAACACUCAGAUAAGACAUUUUUGUACAAAAUAAAGAUUUCUACCACUUCUGAAAA